UCACAGGUAGACUCAUGGUUGGUCUGCGUUGGUGGAAUCACAUAGACGAAGAUGGAAAAAGCCAUUGGGUGUUUGAGUCCAGGAAGGAUUCUGCUCAAGAGAGUAAAACUGUUUCCGAGGCCGAAUCGAGAAUCUUUUGGUUAGGACUAAUUGCCUGUCCGGUGCUGUGGGUGAUAUUUGCCUUCAGUGCGCUGUUCUCCUUCAGAGUGAAGUGGCUGGCGGUGGUUAUCAUGGGUGUGGUGCUACAAGGUGCCAACCUGUAUGGCUACAUCAGGUGCAAAGUGGGCAGCAGGAAGAAUUUAACCAACAUGGCCACAUCGUAUCUCGGAAAGCAGCUGUUAAGACAGAACACUGGAGAUGAUCAGACUUCCUGAAGAGGGGGGAGAAAGCUCAUGUAUUCGGUUACGCGGGGGAAUGGCUGGAGAGAGUCUGGACUCUGAACCUUUUGGAACUGAGUACAUGUUGCAAGGAGGAACGUUGGCGUCUGGGGCUCGAAAGUAUGGUGUGGCCAGAGACACUGUCCAAACUGGUUCCCGGUUUACGUAGGUGAUGUCCAUAUGUCUCAAGUUAAUGCAAGUGUCUUUACGUGCAUAUGAAUGGAGACCUUUGCGUUUUGACCCACAGAAUAUGGAAGAUGUUCCCCGUCUCUCAGAACUCUAGGUGUGUACAUACUUGUCUUGUAGAUCGUCGUCAGAAGGAAGUUUUGCUUCCGUGGUGAGAGUGAGCACUUUGGCUUAUUUAGAAGUUAGAAAUAAUUGUUAGUUAACUUUACAACUUAAUACAUACUUUGUGAUGAGACUUCUUAGGCACUCACAGGCAGGUAAAAACCAAAUUCGGGCCAGUGGUUAACUAGUUCGUCAAGUUUGUUUCCUUUCAUUUGUAACAAGUCGUGUAGUUAGGGCCCAAUUAAUGUAAAUGGAAUUUUCCUAGUUUAUGUUUAGGGGCUCCCCUAGAGAAUUGCUGCUGUUCUAUUUAUUUUUCGGAAGGGUUAGUCAGAUUUCACUUUGCCACUUUCCGUAGGCUCUCUGUUGGUCCUUGGCCUAAUGAAAUCUCUCUUUUAUCACUAAGAGAGUAUUAUUCUUAUGUCAUAGUGAGAAUAAUCACAUAAAUACUUGGCAUAAUAAAUGCCCACAAGACAUUUUAUCUUAUGAAUCUAUUUUUUUUUUCUUGCUAUAAUGGGGAUAUUGUAAAUCAUGCGUUUGUAUUAAUGGUAUUUCUUAAGGCAAUAUAUGUAACAGUCUCCAAGCUGUCGUAGGAGUCUAUAAAUUCUGUUGCAGGUUCUGUAAACUUUGUUGGAGUCUUUCAACCAACAGAUUAUUUUGUGAAUGUAUUUAUACCUUGUUGAAAUUUUUCAAAAGAUGUUUAAUUGAAUAAGUCUUUGUUGGAGUGAUAGCUUGAAGGUGCAUAACUCUAUAUUUGUAUAAAA
Molecule: messenger RNA, 1426 nt
Organism: Puma concolor (puma)
Lineage: Eukaryota; Metazoa; Chordata; Mammalia; Carnivora; Felidae
Source: RefSeq, a predicted model, not a curated record